Molecule: messenger RNA, 582 nt
Organism: Dentiscutata erythropus
Lineage: Eukaryota; Fungi; Glomeromycota; Glomeromycetes; Diversisporales; Gigasporaceae
Source: the annotation of a GenBank genome assembly
GAUCUAAGUGAAUUUGAAAACCUUGCAUUUUACGAGCAUCAGGUUUAUGGUCAUGCGUUUAACGGCAAUAUAGGUGCUCCAGUUCAUGAAAAACUGCGAACUGGUGCUAAAGAUAAUUUUCAAGGAUUUUUAUUUAAAGUCUUUAGGGUAUUAAAACCAGGUGGUUGGUUAGAAGUUGGGCAUGCAGUUCAUGUUAAUGAAUCUGUUCGUGGGCCAGCCCUUACACGAUUAGUUAACGCAUAUGCUUCGUGGCAUGAGAAAUAUGGAUUUAACCUUGAUCUAAUAUUAAACUUAGAAGAUCACCUUCAAAUGAUUGGAAAAGCUGAAUUUAUAUCAUCUCGAACAAUAGACUUCUCAGUAAGAAACGAUCAUUUUGGAGAGUUUUCUUAUGAAAUUUUUUCAUACUAUAUAAAGCUUUCGAAAGAAUUUAUUGCUCCUAUUAUGGGAAUUUCACUUGAAGAGUAUGACCACUUGUUAGGAGAAAUUGAAAAUGAAAUGAAAGAACGAUGUGGCAAAAUAUUUCGUAAACACAAAAAAGUAUUUGCAAGAAAGAAAGAUAUGGGCGUUCUUAAGGACGCUUAA